This is a messenger RNA of Ananas comosus (pineapple), 430 nucleotides long. Its product is annotated as early nodulin-20-like. NCBI's taxonomy places the organism in Eukaryota, Viridiplantae, Streptophyta, Magnoliopsida, Poales, Bromeliaceae. The transcript has a single exon. The record is from RefSeq and is a predicted model, not a curated record. Bases 19 to 378 code for a protein of 119 amino acids.
UCCUUUCCGCCGCCACCGAUGACGACGCCUCCCACGGCGCCGCCGCCGACGCACCACCGCAACAAGGCGCCCGCGCCAGCGCCGAGCCCGCGCCGCCACCACAAGGCGCCCGCGCCAGCGCCGAGCCCGCGCCGCCACCACAAGGCUCCUGCGCCCGCGCCGGGGCCGAGCCGCGAACACCACAAGAAGGGGCCCGUCGCGGCGCCGCCGCCCAAGGCCCGAUCCGUGGUCGAGGCCACGCUCGCGGCGCCUGCGCCGGCGCCGGCCCCGGGGCCCAUGUCCUCGGCGGCGGCGAGCGGGGGCCGUGGACGUGUGGCGAUGGGGAUCGGGAUAUCGGGGGCGUUGGUGCUUAUUUGUGCUUAUACAUGCUUGUGUUAAUAAUAAUAAGACAAUUCAACAAUCAAACAAAUGUAAUGUUUGAAAAACGUUA